UCCAAAGAAUGGCUGGUAUAGACGGUAUAGCAGAUCGGCUUUCAUUAGGAAAUGGCUGUUUCCCACCACCCGAUCACCACUUCUUCUAAACUGAUUUCACAAAUUGUUUACUCAUUUAUCACUCAUUCAUAAGACGACGGAAUCUCUUCCGAUGACUAUUGAAGGAUCUAAAAUGGGAGAACAACCCAUUUUCUCGACUAAAGCCCAUGUCUUCCAUAUCGACCCGCAAACCAAGAGGUCAUGGAUUCCCGCGAGUUCUCAAGCGGUUAACGUUAGCUUCUUCUAUGACUCCAACAGAAACUUAUACAGAAUUAUAAGCGUCGAGUCAACUAAGGCUGUCAUUAAUAGCACAAUCACUCCAAACAUGACUUUUACAAAAACAUCACAAAAGUUUGGUCAGUGGUCUGAUAUUCGUGCCAAUACUGUCUAUGGUUUAGGCUUCGCGUCAGAACCUGAUUUAAAUAAGUUUAUUGAGAAAUUCCAAGAAGUGAAAGAAGCGACGAGAAGUGCUGCCCAACAGAAGAACCAGUACUCGAACGGCACGAUCGGCUCUUCACACGCUAUUAACGCAAAUGCAAACCAAAACACAAAUAAUCGCGACUCUAAUCAAAACAAUGAGUUACCAAACGAUGAGAUAAUUAGGGACCCUAACAGCCAAUUGUGUAUUGACCCGUCUGUUAGCGUAACCCUUCCUCUUCAUACAUCUGAACACAAGGGCUCUCUCGUUGCCCAUCAACGGAGUCAGAGUCUAUCCGGACUUCAAGCCAACAAAUUACUGACAGAAAGUCCCAAAGGAUACUCCCAUAAGGAUAAGCCGUCGAUGGGAUCGGCAUCACUGCCACAGUCUUCAACGGAGGCACAGCUCCGAUACGAGAACGACAGACUUAAAUUGGCACUAGCACAGAGUUCGACAAACGCUAAGAAAUGGGAAAUAGAGUUACAAACACUUAAGAGUAAUAACACGAGACUUACUAAUGCUCUGCAAGAAUCGACAGCUAAUGUCGAAGAAUGGAAACGACAGUUACAGACAUUGAAAGAAGAGAACAAUAAAAUGAGACAUAAAGUGAUAGAAUUAGAGGCCAGUAAUGGGAAUCCAGAAGCGAUGGCAGAACUGCGGAAAGAAAUGGGAAGUUUGAGGUCGAGAGCAGAACAUCUGGACUCAGAAGUGAGACAAAAGGAUAAAGAGAUGGAACAGAUGAAGAAACGUCUGGACGAUCAAAGCCAUAUAUAUAGCACUUCCCAUAAAGUGGAGGACAAACUCAAGGCUUUACUGAAUGAAAACGAGAAUCUGAGGACUCAAUUGAAUCGAUUACACGAUCAAAACGAUAACAACAAGAUUACAGAUAAAGCGAGACAAGGAUUUCUGGAACAACUGAACAAACGUUUAGCUCAAAAUAUACAAGAACUUCGUUGUAUUCAACAGGAAUUCGCCGCUUUGUUGAACUCUUCCUGAUUUUGUGGCCAAAAACACAAACAAAACUUAAAUUAAUUUCUGUUAUUAUUAUUGAAUUCUGAUAUUUAAUUUAAUUACCGCUCAUUCGAACAAAAAUAUUUAAAUUAUAUAUUAUUUAAGAUAAAACACGAGUUCAAAAAACAACUAUAUAAAAACAAAACUAGUGAUUAAAUAAAUAGUGAUUAACGAAUAUAUAUACAAAUUAUGUAAAUAAUUUUAAUGCAAAUAAUAAAUGGAUCGAAAUCUCUAUGAA
This is a messenger RNA of Medioppia subpectinata, 1706 nucleotides long. NCBI's taxonomy places the organism in Eukaryota, Metazoa, Arthropoda, Arachnida, Sarcoptiformes, Oppiidae. The record is from the annotation of a GenBank genome assembly.